Molecule: messenger RNA, 894 nt
Organism: Ochotona princeps (American pika)
Lineage: Eukaryota; Metazoa; Chordata; Mammalia; Lagomorpha; Ochotonidae
Product: olfactory receptor 7A10-like
Exons: 1
Coding region: 67-894 (275 amino acids)
Biological process (GO): G protein-coupled receptor signaling pathway
Cellular component (GO): membrane
Molecular function (GO): G protein-coupled receptor activity; olfactory receptor activity
Source: RefSeq, a predicted model, not a curated record
UUCCUUCUCCUGGGAAUCUCAGAGGACCCAGCACUCCAGCCUCUCAUCUUCGGGCUGUUCCUCUCCAUGUACCUGGUCACUGUCAGUGGGAACCUGCUCAUCGUCCGGGCCAUCCUCUCAGACCCACACCUCCACACACCCAUGUACUUCUUCCUGGCCAACCUGUCCUUGGUGGACAUCUGCUUCACCUCCACCACUAUCCCCAAGAUGCUGGUGAACAUCCAGACAGAGAGUCAAGCCAUCAGCUAUGCAGGCUGCCUCACACAGAUAUACUUCUUCAUACUCUUUGGAGUUUUGGACAACUUCCUGCUGACCGUGAUGGCCUAUGACCGCUUUGUGGCCAUCUGUCACCCCCUGCACUACACGGUCAUCAUGAACCCUCGGCUGUGUGUGCGGCUGGUUCUGGUGUCCUGGGUCAUCAGUGUCCUGAAUUCCCUGUUGCAAAGCUUGAUGGUACUGCGGCUGACCUUCUGCGCACACCUAGACAUCCCCCACUUCUUCUGUGAGCUGAACCAGGUGGUGCUGCUUGCCUGUUCGGACACAUUUCCAAAUGACAUGGUCAUGUUCUGUGCGGCCCUCCUGCUGUUCUGUGGUCCCCUGGCUGGGAUCCUGUAUUCCUACUCCAAGAUCGUCUCCUCCAUCCGCGCCAUCUCGUCAACUCAGGGCAAGUAUAAAGCCUUUUCCACCUGUGCCUCUCACCUCUCCGUGGUCUCCUUGUUUUACUGCACCUGCCUGGGUGUGUACUUUAGCUCCUCCGCCACCCACAACUCACACUCCAGUGCCGUGGCCUCGGUCAUGUACAGCGUGGUCACCCCCAUGCUGAACCCCUUCAUCUACAGCCUGAGGAACAAGGACAUGACGGGAGCUCUGAAAAGACUCUUCUGGAAGUCAUGA